CCGGAGUUCAUCGCUGAAUGCCUGCCUUUUUGCGGCGAGUGUAACUUUGUGAAAUAUGGGCCGGUGCUGUGUUCCCGGGUGCCGUGGAAACUAUGACAAUGGCCCAAAAGUGCGUGUUUACUGCUUUCCAAGAGACGAAGCACUGAAGAAAGCAUGGUUGCGAGCCAUUCCACGGAAGGAUUUCACACCUACAGCGCAUUCGAGGGUAUGUGAACUGCACUUCCACGCAGAUGACUUCAUCAUGACGUUGUCUCAUCAAGAUGAACAGACAGGAAGAACAAUAGAGAUGAAGCGUGAUAGACUGCAGUUGAAGAAGGAUGUUGUGCCUUCUCUGUUCCCAAACUGUCCAAAAUAUUUUUCCGCAACGCCAGCACGCAGUGAAUCGCCAGACACCAAAAAAGCAAGAAGGGAAAAUGCUGCGCUGCAGGAGGCUAUGAGAAGAUCCCUUGAAUCUAAUGAACUAGAACACAAAAGAAACAAAAUUUCAUCAUACGAGGAACUGAAAGCUAAGCUGUCUGGGAUUUGCAACACAACGUUUUGGACUAUUUCUGUCGAUGAACAGUGCGUUAGGUUUCUUCUCAUUGAGAACGAUCCUUCACCUAAUGUGAAAUGCGCCUUGCUAGUUCUCCCAGAUCUAUCACUUUCCGUUUUCCUGAACGGAGUGAAGCUUCAGUCGCUUCCUUGGGGUAGCACUGUGCCAAUUCAAGUAUGUGACACCUCCAGUCUGUCCUUGUUCCUAGAGGAGAUCGAGAAACACUUCCAUGAUAUACCUGGAGUGAUGAAAGAGUCGAAGGAAACUAAAGUAUUGCACUUAGUCAGUUCACUUCUUGCAGACGUCAUUGAGGACAGUGAUACGCCGAAAGAACACUCUGCUUUGUUGAAAUUUCUGGGUGAGCAGAUAACACUUCUUCUUGCGAAGCAGCGUGUGUAUAGUCCAGAACUAUUGGUAUUCGCAAGUAUUAUGAAUUCAAUUUCUCCUCAUGCUUAUCACUUCACAAGAGCUGCAUCAAGAAUUAUCUUGCCCCAUCCUUCCACACUCCGGCGUGUUUGCUCAAAUUACAAAGCUGACCCUCUUCUAGAGCAAAAGCAAACGCACUACCUUUCCUACACUCGAGAACGAGUGAAGUCAAUGCAAGACCAUGAAAAGACCGUCACCCUGAUGAUUGAUGAGAUCCACAUAAAACCAUACUUUGACUACAAAGGGGGCACAAUAGUAGGAUCAUCGGUUCAUUCCACAGAACCCGCCACAACAGCUCAUGUGUUCAUGGUACAGUCGCUCCUUUCUGCAAAUAAGGAUGUCAUUCACAUACUGCCUGGAUAA
Messenger RNA from Dermacentor andersoni, 1321 nucleotides. The record is from RefSeq and is a predicted model, not a curated record. Lineage: Eukaryota; Metazoa; Arthropoda; Arachnida; Ixodida; Ixodidae.